AUUGUUAACUGUGAUUGUUGAAAUAUCUGUCAUAAAAAUCAAAACAAAACAAAUGUGUCCUUUCAUCUGACACUGCAGGUGACUUUGGUAUGGUCAUUUGAUCUCUCGUACUUAAUUCAUUAAUUUAUUGACGCAUUCUUCAUUUUCUUCAAACCAUAUCAGCUACUCCAUUUGCCAAAACAAAAUGAGUGUUCACCUUGAAGUUAAGAACAAAUUUGGUCAUCAGAAAAAGAUAAGUGAUACGACAGAGUUUAAAGAACUGACCAAAAAAGAUGCCGAGAUUCAGCUUUGUCAUGAAUUGGAAAAAUUGCUCAUUACUGCUACCACUGAUAAAGAGAAAUAUGAAGUGGAUUUCAAUGGCUUCCAAAAACUAUUUCGUCAGUUUCUACAAGGAACUGGGCCAUCUGUUCAAUGGGAAAAAAUUGAACCUCUACCAGUUGACGCAGUAAAAAAUUAUGCAUCACUUCCAGAACCUCCCGUGUCUUCUAUAAAAUGUAUGCUUAACAAGCUGGUUGUCAUAAAGUUAAAUGGCGGUCUUGGUACAAGUAUGGGAUGUACUGGGCCAAAAUCUGUAAUACCUGUUAGAAAUGAUCUUACUUUUCUUGAUCUGACUGUUCAACAAAUUGAGCAUCUAAAUACACAUUAUGAUGCUGAUGUUCCUCUAGUACUUAUGAAUUCUUUUAAUACUGAAGAAGAUACUCAAAAAGUUCUGAGAAAGUACAGAGGAUUUAGAAUAAAAAUAUAUACAUUUACACAAAGCAAGUAUCCUAGAGUGAAUAAAGAGAGUUUCAUGCCUAUUGUUUCAUCACUUGAUGAGGAUGAUGCUGAAGGUUGGUACCCACCUGGCCAUGGUGAUUUCUAUGAAUCGUUUUAUAAAUCCAAUUUGUGUGAAGCUUUUCUUUCAGAAGGUAGAGAAUAUUGUUUCAUCUCAAAUAUAGAUAAUCUUGGGGCAACUGUUGAUAUAAAUAUUUUGAAUUCGUUGUUAAACCCAACAAAACCACCGUCUCCAGAAUUCGUUAUGGAAGUGACUGACAAGACAAAUGCUGAUGUGAAGGGUGGUACUCUUAUACAAUAUGAAGGUAAAUUGUGUUUAAUGGAAAUUGCUCAAGUGCCAAAAGAACAUGUUGAUGAAUUCAAGAGUGUGAAGAAGUUUAAAAUAUUUAAUACAAAUAACCUGUGGAUCAAGUUAGGAGCUAUUGCCCGCCUAGUAAAAGAAGAUUCUUUAAACAUGGAAGUUAUAGUCAAUCCUAAGCAUUUAGACAGUGGAAUAAAUGUUAUACAGUUAGAAAGAGCUGCUGGUGCUGCCAUGAAAGAUUUCUGUGGAGCACUUGGAAUAAAUGUGCCAAGGAGUCGUUUCCUUCCGGUGAAGAAGACUUCUGAUUUGCUGCUCGUCAAAAGCAAUCUCUAUGCCAUGCAGAAUGGCACUUUGGUUAUGAGUAAUUUGAGAGCUUUCCCCACUGUGCCACUAGUCAAAUUAGGAGACAACCAUUUUGCAAAAAUUCAGGAGUUUCUGAGACGUUUUGCUAGUAUUCCUGAUAUGUUGGAAUUAGAUCAUUUAACUGUAUCUGGUGAUGUUACAUUUGGGAGAGGCGUGUCUUUAAAGGGCACUGUCAUUAUUAUUGCUAAUCAUGGAGAUAGAAUUGACAUUCCACCUGGGUCAGUAUUAGAGAACAAAAUAGUGUCUGGUAAUCUUAGAAUAUUGGAUCACUAAUAUUUUAUUUAUGUAGCUUGUGUAAUCUCAUUUUAUUUAUACACCAUGAAAAAAAUAUGCAUGCACAAUUUAAAAAAAAAAAAUGGUUACAUUAUGAAAUUAAUGAGCAUUUAAAAUGAUCUGUUAAUCAAACAAAAAAUAUUGUUCUGACAUAUCAGUUUUCAGAGGUGCCUUAGUCUCUGAAAAUGUAAUAGAAAUAUUACAUUUAUAUGGACUAAGUAUUUUGUUAUAAUUCUAAUUGCAUUUAAGACACCAAAUAAAAUUUUAAGGGAUAAAAUAUAAAAUAAUCUUUUCCAUAUCUUUAAUUUACAGGCAUAUUUUUUUUAUAUAUUUCUUAUUUACAGGCUUUUCAUGUAUGAGAAAAAAAUAAGUUACAAUCUUUCAAAUUUUUAUUUUCGAACCAGUAUUAUAUUUUAUAGCAUUUUCUUAAUGAAAAAGAUUAUGCUUUUGUUUUUAAUUAGUUAUUGAAAUCAUUUUAUUGAGUGAAUCAUUAGAAAUGUUUAAUAUUGUUAAGAUAGCAUUUUAUAAUUCAGAUAAAUGCAGUUAAAUUAAAUACUUUACUUUUAUUGUUUUUUUGUCACUAUAUAAGGGGAGAAGAAACGAUCUGCUGUGUUAAUACCUUCCACAAUAUAAGAAAAUAAAUCAAUUUUACAAAUACAGGACAAGUCCUAAUCAGUACUCUAAUUUCUUAGGUGAACUAUACAAAUCGUAAUAAAUGUAUUCAUUAAAAAUGUAUACACAAGCUGAGAUAAUUUAAAUAAGUUGCGAAUAUACUUUUUGCAAAUGUUCGAUAUGUGCUUUUAUUUUAUGGAAUACAUCAACUGGGAAAUAUGAUUCUCAGCUAACUUGCUUUUCUAUCGACACUGACGAUAGCUGUGAUAUGCACUUUCAAAUCAAUAGUGUUUCCUGAACAAAGCGUCACUAACACACGUUUUUUAUGAAGCAUGACAAAAAGAAAAUUCCUUGUAGCCUGAUCUGGGUAUCAUAGUGGCAAUGGUAAGAGUAAUUUGUCUGCAGUAGAUACACCAUUUAACUAAGGUAUUGUUUAGUUUUCCUGAAAACGCUGAUUUACGAUUGGAAUUCUAGCGCCAUCUAUUGACGAAUUUUCAAAAUUACCACUGAUCUGCUCCAGUAUGUACAUUUUAAUGAAUAUAUUUAUUGCUUUUUGGUAGUACUCUUAUUAAUCUGGGGCAAUUCUUUUGAGCUUUGUAUUUUAUUAUCAUUUAUUGAUCAACUAGUGUAGUAGUCCUCUUUUUUCCAAACUAUGUGUUCAUUGACUGGAUGUAAAAUGUGAAGAUGUGUUUAACAAUUGUGGUAUUAUGUGGAUGUUUAUGAAUUACUAACAUAUUUAUUACAAUUAUAAUAAGGAAUCUAUUUUAAAUUUACUUGUUAUACAAAAAAAGUUGGAGUAUUUUUAACUUAAGAAAAAAAUAUUUAUUUUAAACUGUAGCAUUUAUACAUGUUAAAUUUUAGAUAGUGCCAUAAUAUUAUAAAGUGUUUAGAUAAAAGCAUGUCAAUCACCAUGUUAUCUGUAUACAGAUUCAAUAAAUGUUGUUUGAAAUUA
Parasteatoda tepidariorum (common house spider) is the source of this 3275-nucleotide messenger RNA. It is a transcript of the gene UGP, whose product is annotated as UDP-glucose pyrophosphorylase. The record is from RefSeq and is a predicted model, not a curated record. Gene Ontology annotation, biological process: UDP-alpha-D-glucose metabolic process. Gene Ontology annotation, molecular function: UTP:glucose-1-phosphate uridylyltransferase activity. Lineage: Eukaryota; Metazoa; Arthropoda; Arachnida; Araneae; Theridiidae.